Messenger RNA from Aedes albopictus (Asian tiger mosquito), 1148 nucleotides. RefSeq names its product nucleolin. The transcript has 3 exons. Gene Ontology annotation, molecular function: DNA binding. The coding region runs from base 155 to 538 and encodes 127 amino acids. The record is from RefSeq and is a predicted model, not a curated record. NCBI's taxonomy places the organism in Eukaryota, Metazoa, Arthropoda, Insecta, Diptera, Culicidae.
AUGAGGAUGUUGGAAAAAGGUCCAUCGCGUGCGGAGCCACGAGCAGCAAGGACGGACGAGGCGCGCGCGUGUAAGAAUAUUGUUUCUCCCCUGGUGUUGAGAACUUUUUCGGCGCUUGCCAGCUAGACGCGACAAGCGCAUUAAAAGUACCAAAAUGUCGGAUACGGAGGUCGUUGAACCGAAAAAGGGUCGAGGCCGCCCUCCGAAUCCUGAAAAGCAGAACAGCGUCGCUCCGAAGAAGCGAGCCCGCGCUGUCUCUCCGAAGGAUAAGGCCGACGAGAAGGAGAAGGAUAAAGAGAAGGCCGUGAUGUCCGACGAGGAGCCUUCGCCCAAGCGCGGCCGUGGCAGACCGAAAGCUGCCGCCAAAAAGCCCGCCAAGGGUAAAAAGCCGGAGGCCAAGAAAGGUCGCGGUCGAGGCAAGAAGAAGCCCGAGUCCAGCGAGGAGGAGGACGAUGACGAAGAGGAGGAAGAUGAAGAUGACGAAGAUGAAAACGAAAGCGAAGAUAACGAGGAGAACGAUGAUGAAUCUGAUUCUUAAACUGUUUGUCAACCUUUCUCUAACCCUUAUUAUGAUCAAUUCCAUUUGAAAAUCCAAAAUCUAAAUGGUACUUUAAAAAUAAGCCACCGUAAGUUCAGAGUACGAAUCUCGUAUCAACUAUAUUCAAAACAAAUACAAAAAAAAACUUAUCUAUAAAACACGAUUGCAUACACCUAACCAUAAAAGAAGUGAAAGUAGAAGAAACACAAUGCGAAGAAAAAGCAUACAAUACACAUACUUAACAAAAGAAAAACUUAACAAGUUAUGACACAAAACAAAAAACAUUCAGCACUUAACAAAGUUUCAAUGUUACAAAACAAAAACAACCAAAACAAUGGUUAUAACAAGUAGAGUACACAAUAUGUAUUUGUUCGGUGUGUGAAAUUCAAAACCAACAAGAGAGACAACUCUUUUUACUACUAUAAUAACUAUAACUAAUACACGUGAUGUAAUAACACAAGAAGCAAAGAAAAAAAAAGUUCGUCCCAAGCAGCAAAAAACGAAUAUAAUAAUAACAUCAUUUUAAUAAAAAGACCUUGAACAUUGCGUAGUAGUCAAACCAAGUGAAACACACUAAAUUAAGGUAUCAGAUACUUGCUAUAUAACAAAA